AUCUUAUCAGAUCAUAUGAUUAAAUCUGAGUGGGGAUGUACCAUCGCGAUUUUCGCCAAGUUCUCCCAAGACCAACCCUUCCAUGUUUUCUCUUUCUCGUGUUCGGCAUUAACGGAUGUCACCAAGAAAAAUGGCCUCCGAUGUUCGGCCGCACCCCUGGCCACCAAGGUAAACGCAUUUACUGGCCAACUCGGGCCAACAUCUGACUCUGCUGCGAGCUGAUGCCCAUCUCCUCGGCCUUUACCCCUCGCUACGCUUCUCCAACCCUAUUGAUCCGGUGAGCGCACCACUACAGGAAUCCGCUUCCAUACACCCUUCCCGCCAUCCCCUUUUCGUUCAUGCCACCAUCCCGGCCAUGCAUUCCACAUACGAUGUAGACCUAGUGGGGCUGCAUAGUUCGGGGCCGUUCAUGUACCUGAUUCCUCAGAACCUAUCGGGAUGUAGGCGCUUACAGCUUCCCGGUAAGGGAGAAUCGAGUCCAGUUGAGCAAUCGAGGUCCGCAUUUCCCGGUUUGCUCCUACUAUGCUGUCUUGGCUUCCUACAUAAGGCACGGCAGCCACUUUCUUGUUUCCAUUCACUAUUCUUCAAGCCACGGGUUGCCUCCUCCUCUACACUCGCUUGAGUCGUAUUCAAUACAGUCUGCCCGUGCUCGAGUGUAUUUCUUCGGCGAUUCUCUCUCUCCGCCUACAGCAGUACAUCAACAAGCCAAGAUGGUCUCCAUGCGCUUUUUCGUUGGUGCCGUCCUGGCUGCUGCUAGUGUCUCGGCUGUUACCAUCGAGGACCCUCUCGAGAUGGCGUCUCGCCUCCUGAAGCGACAGGAGCCCGGGAGCCCGGCAUAUAACUGUCACGACACCUGCGGCCAGGCACUCCGCCAAGGCCGCUUCAGCGGCGACGCGCGCUGCUCCAACGACGUGUUCAAGACAAACUACGGGAACUGCCUCAAGUGCGCCGGCCCGGAAAAUGUCAACAUCUGGUCUAUGUACGGGAGGGGCCUCGAAGCCUUCGGGCGCGGCUGCGGCCUCUCCACUACCCCGGCCUCGGGCAAACAGGACCCGGUCCCGCCCGCUAUCCCCGCCGUCGGCCCUGCCGGCUCGGCGCAGUCCUCGACUCCCGCGCCCACCACCGCCCCGGCCACUUCAACCCGCCCCCCAGCACCGUCGGGGAGCGUCAGAUCUACCUCAUCCAGCUCUGGAGGAAACUCAUCCACCGCCGCCGCCACUUCCACUUCCCGGCCUUCUUCCCCGCCCGUCCCAGCCGGCGCCGCAGACUUUUUGCCUAAUGCCGGGAUGGCUGCUCUCGUCUAUGCUGCCGUAUUUGCCGCAGCCCAUAUGCUUUGAGUGUUUGGUUCGACGCAGAGAAAACAGGGGGUCGAUAGGGAAAUAAUGGCAUUAAUCUGGCGAGAAGGAGCGACGAGGAUUAUUUGUACAAAAUAAAAUGCACUAUCCAGCGCCAGAUCAUUUCAAUCCGUCGCGCGCGCGCGCGCAGCAAAAUAGAACAUCCGCCGCAAGGGAGAAAUCCAGCCAGCCAAGUGUUGAAAUCGGGCGAUUGAAAGCAG
Molecule: messenger RNA, 1555 nt
Organism: Gaeumannomyces tritici R3-111a-1
Lineage: Eukaryota; Fungi; Ascomycota; Sordariomycetes; Magnaporthales; Magnaporthaceae
Exons: 3
Coding region: 711-1337 (208 amino acids)
Source: RefSeq, a predicted model, not a curated record